This is a messenger RNA of [Torrubiella] hemipterigena, 2152 nucleotides long. The record is from the annotation of a GenBank genome assembly. Lineage: Eukaryota; Fungi; Ascomycota; Sordariomycetes; Hypocreales; Clavicipitaceae.
AUCCCCAGCGCUAAUGGCUAGUCCUCCUUACGUUGGCCAGAGACAAGCCACUUUAACUUUGUUCCAAGGGUGGCAAGGGCGAUCUUCUCUUUGGUUUGUGCACUAGUCCCAUUUUCUAUAGAAAGCACGCUUUACUAGGCAUUAGCACACAAGUGUGGGCGGGACGAGACAGUCCCGGGCGGCGGCAUGCCUCAAUAAAGGACGUCUUUGCCGCCCGCGUUUUUCGCGUUCUCAACGUAGCCACCCAACCCAUUUCUUCUGAUUGUAAUUCAUUUCAUUAGACUCAUCUCCAUUACAGACAUUUCCAUUUAUCAGUUGCUUUAUUAUACACUGUCAAAAUGGUCUGCGCAAAGACUGUGUUCAAAGCCGUUGCCUUUGUCAAUGGUACGAUCAAUGGUACCAUUUUCUUCGAACAGCACGGCGAAGAUGCUCCUGUUAAGGUCUUUGGCGACAUCGACGGCUUAAGCGCUGGAAAGCAUGGCUUCCAUGUACACCAAUAUGGCGAUCUCAGCGGAGGUUGUCUAUCUGCUGGGCCACACUUUAACCCUUUUAACAAAACUCACGGCGCCCCAGACGACGAAACGCGCCAUGUCGGUGAUCUCGGCAAUAUCAUUGCCAACGAUAAAGGUCGCGCCACACUUGACAUAAAGGAUGAACUUAUCCAAUUAACUGGCGACUUGAAUAUUGUUGGGCGCGCCAUUGUUAUUCACCAGGGCGUAGAUGAUCUGGGCAAAGGUGGAAACGAGGAGUCCACAAAGACUGGAAACGCAGGUGCCCGCCUUGGCUGUGCAAUCAUUGGUAUUGCCAAGUAGGCUUUACACCCUUGUUUGCAACUUUAUUUUGUUUCUUGUUACAAUGUUGCGGCGCUUGCUGUGGCAGUGCUCUGGAGUUGAAAAGAAGGUGGGAGUUGGUUGGGCUAUUGAGCUAAUAAUGUACAUAUUUAUAUAUGCUAGAGAUAUUUGACUUUUAUGGUAGUUCUUGUGGCAUUCCCAUUGCCACGUAAUUUUACUUCGUUGAUAUAUCUGGUUAACAACAUAGACUUAUGCGACUAGAACUUGAAAGCUGGCGGAACCAGGACAACAGAUACCAAUGUACCAACGUAGGACAUGUCGUGCAGGAAAAUCUUCAUGUGUUUUCUAAUAUAAAGGCAUAAUUACCAUGUUUGCGUAAUCCACGUUUGACCUGUGUGUUUCGAUGCGCUCCCAAGAUGUGCCAAACAGUCUGUCCCAAACUCGUGUUUGUUUGCCAUAAUUGCCACUAGACCUAUACCCCUUACGAUGGUGAAGGUCAUGAUCCUCAUGCGGGAGAUCUGCACCCAUGGCUUCGAGAAUCACAUGAAAUGGGUUUGGUGCACAAGCGUGUAGUCGGAUGCCAGAGUGGCCCCAGAUCUCCCCGUAGAGGAUAUACAUGUUACACGUGUACCAUUCACAGAAAGACAGUGGAAGGCCCAUAAAGUACAGUGUGGCAAAUGUAAGCAAAGGAACAAUAAAUAUGUCGAAUAUUUCUUGUUCCAGGUCGGCAUAGCCUGUCAUGAGCAUGGUGGGGUGCUUCGCGAGAUGGUGUGUACGAUGAUACUUCCACAGCCACGAGAUAUCAUGCAUCGACCUGUGGUACGUAUAAUACCACAUGUCAAGCAUAAUAGAAUAUGUUCCAAGCUUGACAAGCGCCAUUAGAAAUCGAUUUGUAUCCGUCAAUAGAAUGAUGGGAUCGUCAGCAACGUUGUAAGUUAAGAGGACUGCGAUGGCAAGUCGAAAAUCCAGAGUUUUGAACGCCGACAGUGCAACUUUCGCUACACCAACAUCUGGGAUAUCAGCUCGCUCGGGAACAACUUCGCUAUCGAAAAAUCCGUAGCUGUGGACUAAACGACGAAGGCUGUGUACAAGCGCUAGGAGCAUAGUGUGCAUGCCGGCUGUGUACAGGAAGAACGCGGCCAGUGGAUGAAGAGUCCAGCCCGUAGCCUUCGUGUAAAGCUCAUGCAGAAUCAUGGGGAGAGCAGCAUAUACCCAAAUAAAUAUCUGCGAGGAUCGUUGUGAUAGAUGAGGUAUGUUUGUGCUCUUCUUGAACACCGGGAUACUUUUGUUGGGGUCUUUUGGGUGUGCGUUGACGAGUUCGAAUCCCCAGUGUGCCCAGGACCAACUUUUGCGAUCCCCGG